AUGUUUCCUACUAUUGAAGUUAUACGUGACGAAAAAAUUUUCGGUAAUUUUGAGGAUGAUAGUGAAGAAUUUGCUCAUGUGAUAAGAUCUUCAUUAGACUGGUCAACUUCCAAGGAGGUUUAUAAUGACUCAUCAAGUGAUUCGGAUUCAUUUCACUCUGCGCAUUCAAAUUCGAGUACGUGUGAUUUGCCUGAAGGGUCAAAUACUAUGUCAUUUAGUCAAUACAUAAAUGAUGAAACAAUAUGGACAAAUGCGUUUGGUCAUGCUGCCCUUAAACUAAAGAGCGAGUUGUCUCUUGAGUCAUUAGGCAUUAUAUAUGAACAUGUUGUAACCAUGCAUUCAUCAAAGUCAAAAUUCAUAGUUGCUCUUCAAUAUGUUCCAAGCUGUAUAAAGGAAGAAAUCGCACACGAUCUUGUAAAAGCUGGAACUCUAAAAUGGAAAAAUUUUGAUGAAAUAAAUAAUAUUUAUCAUAAAGAUUCUCAUCCGAUAUGGUCAACUUUCAUUGAAAAAUGGUGUUGUAGGCAAACUAAAUUGUCCCCUGGUCUUUAUCUAGGUGUUUUAUAUACUGAAAGUACUUUACAAAGUAUCAAAAUUUUAGUACCAAAAGAUCGAAAACAAUUUAUUCCUUUAGGGAAAAUUCGUGAUGAAGCAAUGAUUACUGCUGAGGAAACAAGUUGGGUUAAAUCUUUGACUUGCCUUAGCCAAGAUUGUUUUAUGGAUUUAGUCAUGGCAACUAAAAAUGAUGAUAAUAGAACUGCUUUAGGUCAAUUUCAAACUUCCUUUAUGCAAUCUUAUGAUAAGUUGCAACGUGAUACUGGCCUUACAUGGGAAGUAAGUGAUAUAUAUUGCGAGCAAACCGUGGAUAUUUAUUUGGAUUUACGAACAAAUCAAUUAUAUACCAUGACAAGUGAACUUGAAGAUAAUGUAGUUGAUCAUUGUGGAAUUUCGCUUCAAACUGACUUAUACUUGGAUAAGUCCGGAGCUAAAAAUAUUAUUUUUAAUAAACUUAAUAGUAAACAACAAUACGAUGACCGAAAACACUCUUAUAAAUCACAUCCAUCACGAGGAACAUCAGGCGGAUCUCAUAAAACAUUUGAAUCAAUGAUUUCAUACCAAGAAGAAAUGAAAUCGAAUCCAUCGUUAAGUUCACUUCGAAUUCAGCGAGCGAAUGAUAGUCAUAAUGAAUUCAUGGAGAAAGAGAAAGGAAUUAUAGCGUUUGAUAAAAGUAAUCCAGAAUCUGAAGAUGAGGAAGCGGGAUCAAAUGUUAAAACUUCUACUUCAACAGGAGCCGCAACUUCUGUUUGUGAAGAAACUAUAGGAUUAACGACUUCUCCUUUGAGCAAUACUAAUACUAUUAGACCCUUUAUUCGGAUAAUAUUGAUCGUUAAGCCUAUGCGUCAAAUACAUCAAAUUAGCAUGCCAUAUCAAUCGCGAUUAUGCAUGUUAUAUCCAUUUACAUUGUAUGACGCAUUACAACAUGCAACUUUUAACACUUCCUUAUACGCUAGUUCUCGUCGAGCAAUGCAAAUAUUACAAGCUAGUCGUACUUAUUUUGCUCAUGAAUUGCUUGGGCGAUUGCAAACCAUGGAAAAUUUUUCAGAU
Molecule: messenger RNA, 1602 nt
Organism: Racocetra fulgida
Lineage: Eukaryota; Fungi; Glomeromycota; Glomeromycetes; Diversisporales; Gigasporaceae
Source: the annotation of a GenBank genome assembly